Molecule: messenger RNA, 1598 nt
Organism: Leptonychotes weddellii (Weddell seal)
Lineage: Eukaryota; Metazoa; Chordata; Mammalia; Carnivora; Phocidae
Source: RefSeq, a predicted model, not a curated record
GACAUGCAGUGGGGUAAAGGAGUACGGGAGAUCCCCCCCUCAGUAUGCACACUGCCAUGCAAGCCGGGGCAAAGAAAGAAGACACAGAAGGGAACUCCGUGCUGCUGGACCUGUGAGCCUUGCGACGGCUACCAGUACCAGUUUGAUGAGAUGACAUGCCAACAUUGCCCCUACGACCAGAGGCCCAAUGAAAACCGAACCGGCUGCCAGGAUAUCCCCAUCAUCAAACUAGAGUGGCAUUCCCCCUGGGCCGUCAUCCCUGUCUUCCUAGCAAUGUUGGGGAUCAUCGCCACCAUCUUUGUCAUGGCCACUUUCAUCCGCUACAAUGACACGCCCAUUGUCCGAGCAUCCGGGCGGGAACUGAGCUAUGUUCUGUUGACUGGCAUCUUUCUUUGCUACAUUAUCACUUUCCUGAUGAUAGCCAAACCUGAUGUGGCAGUGUGUUCUUUCCGGAGAGUUUUCCUGGGCUUGGGUAUGUGCAUCAGUUAUGCAGCCCUCUUGACAAAAACCAAUCGGAUUUAUCGCAUAUUUGAGCAGGGCAAGAAAUCAGUGACAGCUCCCAGACUCAUAAGCCCAACAUCACAGCUGGCCAUAACUUCCAGUUUAAUAUCAGUUCAGCUUCUAGGUGUUUUCAUUUGGUUUGGUGUUGACCCACCCAACAUCAUCAUAGACUAUGAUGAACAUAAGACAAUGAACCCUGAGCAGGCCAGGGGAGUUCUCAAAUGUGACAUUACAGACCUCCAAAUCAUUUGCUCCUUGGGAUAUAGCAUUCUUCUCAUGGUCACAUGUACUGUGUAUGCCAUCAAGACUCGGGGUGUCCCAGAGAAUUUUAAUGAAGCCAAACCCAUUGGAUUCACUAUGUACACGACAUGUAUAGUGUGGCUUGCCUUCAUUCCCAUUUUUUUUGGCACUGCUCAGUCAGCGGAAAAGCUCUACAUACAAACUACCACACUUACAAUCUCCAUGAACCUAAGUGCGUCAGUGGCUCUGGGGAUGCUUUACAUGCCGAAAGUGUACAUCAUCAUUUUCCACCCUGAACUCAAUGUCCAGAAGCGGAAGCGAAGCUUCAAGGCGGUAGUCACGGCAGCCACCAUGUCAUCGCGGCUGUCACACAAACCCAGUGACAGACCCAACGGUGAGGCAAAGACAGAACUCUGUGAAAACGUAGACCCAAACAACUGUAUACCACCAGUAAGAAAGAGUGUACAAAAGUCUGUUACUUGGUACACUAUCCCACCAACAGUAUAGCUUUUGCCUGCUUUCUUAAAGAACGCAAGUGAUGGUGACUCUUAUUUCUGCCUCCUAAAGACAUGUCUCAGCUUCGCAGAGUUUUUUGUUUUUUUGUUUUUUGGGUUUUUUUGGCUGUACAAUGGAACUUGGAUGCAUUUUAAAUUAACUUUCUCUAGGAAUCAAAGAGUAACCUCCAAGGACCCCAGCUUGCACUAAGAGGAUUGAGGAAAUGUGUCCACAGCCUCUUCUUGCUGAGCUGACCCAAACACAUAGAAGAACACGAUAUGAAUCAGCAACCCCACUUCCCGUGAAAAGUGCAACCACAAGUGGCCAUCUGCACGGGCAUACAGUCAGGCCAUUGUCCAAGG